GUUUUGUACAAUUUAAAAUAUUUUUCACAAUUCAAAUUUAUAAAGUUGAAGAACCAAAAGAGAAAAACGUCAAAAAUGUCUGGUAAAUCUAGAACAAUAUAUGGCUAGAAUGUUGCUAGACAAUCUAGUGGAAGUGGUGAAGCCCUGUCUUAAUACAUGCUGGGAAAGGGUCUAAUUGUUUUUGAUGGUUCAAUGCCGUUGUUUUGCAUAAAAGACCAACAAUACUGACGUGGCAACUGGCAAGUUAUUGAGGUUUUUGAAGGAACAACGUUGAAAUAACUUAUAAGCAAUGGCGGUAUAUUAAAUCUGUCGCAGUAUUUGAAAUCAUGGUGCUUUAACUGUGGAUUAGAAAUAAAUUUAAGCUUAUCUUAGUGAAAUUUUAUCUGACUGGCUUUUGCCAGUUUAAUAAAUGAAGAUGUCUUUUUGAUACUGGUAGAUUGAACAAAUUCAUCAGAUAUCGAGCGAGAAUAUAUAUUUAACCAAACAAACGGAUUUGUCCUUUGGUAUUUGAAGAUUCAAGAGUGUCACUCUUGACAGUCCAUUCCCUUUUGGCAGAAGAUAAGAGUCCAAAAACGUAUAAAUAAUAUAUUAAAUACAAAGCUGAAACGAUGAACACCAUGGAGCUAUUUCCGAAGACAACCAUGUCAACUACUUCAACGCAAGGUCUCAGGGAACAUUUUUUUCACCAUCCUGAGGAUUUUAUGGGAGUAAACUUAUUAACAUUAUUUACAAUGCUGUCAUCUGGGGCAAUGAUAUUUGGUGGUGUUGUACCAUACAUCCCACAGUACUAUGAAAUAUUCCAGACACGAAAUGCAUCUGGCUUCUCUCUGAAUGUUUGUUUGGCCUUGUUAAUGGCAAAUAUAUUAAGGAUAUUUUUCUGGUUUGGCAGAAGAUUUGAACUCCCCCUGCUUGCUCAGAGUUUCAUUAUGAUCUUCGCCAUGUUGAUGCUGUUGCACCUUUGUACAAAAGUGCUCAGAGAAUCCAAUUUGUCUGGAAAAAGAAGACGAUUUGCAGAUUUUCAAAUUAAAUAUUUUUGGAAGUGGUCAUUUUUCCUGGAUUAUUUCUAUGCUGUAAUUGUCUUCAUUUGCAUCGGUAGCUACGUAACGUUCUUGUUUCUUGAAUAUACCGUGUACACAGAGGUCAUUGGAUUUCUUGCGGUGUUUACCGAAGCAAUGCUUGGUGUGCCACAGUUCUACAAAAACUAUCAGAAUUACUCCACAUCUGGAAUGAGUGUAACAAUGGUAGUAAUGUGGCUGUCGGGCGACACAUUCAAGACUUGUUACUUCAUUGUGAGAGAGGCUCCGUUGCAAUUUUCAAUCUGUGGUUUGCUGCAGAUUUGUGUGGAUAUCGCCAUAUUACUGCAAGUCUACUUGUACAGGCGUAGCGGCAGGACGUCAAGGGAUUGAGCAAUGUGAUACUAAUCAUAAAAUUCAUACUUCGUCGUCGGUGGUAAAAACGUCGAACUGAGGGAGUUAACCCAGGCUGGGUUUCAAUCCUGGGCUUAAAUGUUCAAUUUUACAUGACGCAACUGCUAUUCUCUUUACGUGAAAUGGAACAUACGCAUUAGGGAACAUACGAAGGAAAUAUUGAACAUACGUAUUACAUGUAUUGCAUAUUCUUACCAUUUUUAAUAUUUAUGACAGUAUACUGCAGCGUACAGGCUUUAAAAUUCUGAAAUUCUGUGUAAUGAGCGUUGUUUAUAUUUAGAAUAUACUCACAUUCGCGAUUGAUCACGAUAGCAAAAUUUAAUAUCCACCUGACAGAUU
Molecule: messenger RNA, 1766 nt
Organism: Dendronephthya gigantea
Lineage: Eukaryota; Metazoa; Cnidaria; Anthozoa; Malacalcyonacea; Nephtheidae
Product: PQ-loop repeat-containing protein 1-like
Exons: 5
Coding region: 609-1406 (265 amino acids)
Biological process (GO): retrograde transport, endosome to Golgi; phospholipid translocation
Cellular component (GO): trans-Golgi network; endosome
Source: RefSeq, a predicted model, not a curated record